Molecule: messenger RNA, 1024 nt
Organism: Trachymyrmex septentrionalis
Lineage: Eukaryota; Metazoa; Arthropoda; Insecta; Hymenoptera; Formicidae
Gene: Rab2
Product: ras-related protein Rab-2
Exons: 4
Coding region: 133-777 (214 amino acids)
Cellular component (GO): Golgi apparatus
Molecular function (GO): GTPase activity; GTP binding
Source: RefSeq, a predicted model, not a curated record
CGCUUGCGUGACGUCAAGUUGGAGCAGAAGAGAUAAGAGAACGGUCAUAGGAAGAAAGUUCUGUUUCCUGGUGUGUCUCUCGGUGCUGUAGAAGAUUGUCUGCUCGUUUCGUCAAUCUCGCGUAUCGCCGAAAUGUCGUACGCGUACCUGUUCAAGUAUAUUAUUAUCGGAGACACAGGAGUUGGAAAGUCUUGUCUUCUUCUUCAAUUUACGGAUAAAAGAUUUCAGCCAGUCCACGACUUGACAAUAGGAGUUGAGUUUGGUGCUCGUAUGAUUACCAUUGAUAGCAAGCAAAUUAAACUGCAGAUAUGGGACACUGCAGGCCAAGAGGCAUUUCGUUCUAUAACAAGGUCAUAUUAUCGUGGAGCAGCUGGAGCUUUGUUGGUAUAUGACAUUACACGUAGAGAAACUUUUAAUCAUCUUACAACAUGGCUGGAGGACGCAAGGCAACAUUCAAAUUCUAAUAUGGUUAUCAUGUUAAUCGGCAACAAAAGUGAUCUAGAUAGUCGAAGAGAAGUAAGGAGAGAAGAAGGUGAGGCUUUUGCACGGGAGCAUGGUCUUGUCUUUAUGGAGACCAGUGCCAAGACUGCAGCCAAUGUAGAAGAAGCGUUCAUCAAUACGGCAAAAGAAAUUUAUGAAAAAAUACAGGAGGGUGUCUUUGACAUUAAUAAUGAGGCAAACGGCAUUAAGAUUGGACCACAACAUUCGCCAACAAGUCCUGGAGGUUUAGCAGGAACUGGUGGACAAGGCAAUGCGCAGGGUGGUGGGUGUUGCUAGGGGCUGGGGCUUAUCUGUCCACCGCUUCAUCCUUCUCCGAUCUGAAUUGACCCAACUUCUGUUCAUUUUAAUCAGAACACACUUACUUUGUACAACUUAAUUUUGCGCAUAUCGCGUCAUGAGGUAACAAGUGACAAUUAAUGUAUUUAUUAGUUAAAAUAAUCUUAUACACGUAAUAAAUAGGAUUAUUGUAAGACGAAAAUGUUAUACAUCACUAAAAUCAUAAGGCAUUAAUAAAGUUUUUGUU